AUGCGGCCGACGACUUUAUGGUCCGCGUUUACCACGCUCCUUGCUACAUCCCACGUCUCUGCGUCCUCACUUCACAAUCAUAAGAGACAUUGCCACCACAUCGGCAAAUGUAAAUUCGAUCCUUCCAAAAGCCCUAAAUGUUGGGGCGACCAUUCUUUAAGCACAAAUUGGUAUGACGAAGUACCGGAUACUGGAGUAACGAGAGAAUAUUGGCUUGAAAUUCAAAACAGUACGGCGGCCAUUGACGGAGUUGAGCGCGUGGUUCUAACUGUCAACGGUUCGGUACCGGGACCUACGAUCAUUGCGGACUGGGGAGACAAUGUCGUUGUCCAUGUACACAAUGCACUAGAGAAUAACGGCACUAGCAUUCACUGGCACGGCUUAAGACAGAACCGCACGACACAACAUGAUGGAGUAGCAUCUAUCACCCAAUGCCCAGUAGCGCCUAAAGAUACCAUAACCUACAGGUUCAGGGCGGAACAAUACGGUCAUUCGUGGUAUCACAGUCACUUUGCAACACAAGCAUGGAACGGUGUCUUCGGCGGUAUUCUCAUCAACGGGCCUUGCUCAGCCCCUUACGAUGAGGACAAGGGUGUCCUCUUGCUCAGCGACUGGUUCCAUAACACAACUGACGCCCUUUGGAGCACGGCGUCGGCUGGAUCACCACCAGUAGCUCAAAAUGGAUUGAUAAACGGAACCAACAUCUACGGUAACGGCGGAAAGAGGUUCGAAACGACCUUCGAGGCCGGAAAGCGCCACCGAAUUCGCCUAGUUAACACAGCUAUUGACACUCAUUACAAGUUCAUGAUUGAUAACCAUAAGAUGAAGGUCGUCGCGGCGGAUUUAGUCCCGAUUCAGCCAUACACGACUGAAGUUCUGAGUAUCGGUAUAGGACAGCGUUACGACGUCAUCGUCGAGGCAGACGAGGAUGGCGGCGACUUCUGGCUCCGCGCAUACCCCGACAUGGCCUGCAGUGCUGAGAAUGAGAUGGUGAACAACAUCAGGGGUAUCGUGCGAUACGACGCCUCUUCGCAUAAGGAACCAACUACCUCAGCCUACGCCUACACCGAGGACUGUCUCGACGAACCAAUGUCAAAACUAGUACCCUACGUACCCCUCGACGUCGAAUCCCCAACCGUAAAGAAAGACUUCGGUCUAGGCUUCGCCGUCGAUACCCACGGCCUCUUCAAAUGGACACUCGACGGCACCGACAUGCUCUCAAACUGGGGUCUUCCCACCCUACAACAAAGCCUAAUCGACCUCUCCGUCUUCAAAACCUCUAGCAACGUCGUAGAGUUAAACGAAAAAGACGCAUGGGUAUACUUCAUAAUCGAGAACGGGCCCGCAGCUCUCGGCUUAACACACCCGAUCCAUCUCCACGGCCAUGAUUUCUAUGUCCUCGCGCAGGAGGCGAAUGCGAACUAUACCUCGGCUACGCCGUUACAGUUGAAGAACUCGCCUAGACGGGAUGUCGCGAUGUUGCCCGCGAAUGGGUUUUUGGUGAUCGGGUUCAUGACGGAUAAUCCGGGCGUCUGGCUUAUGCAUUGCCAUAUCGGAUGGCAUGCCUCGCAGGGUUUCGGAUUACAAGUUGUUGAGCGCGCGGCGGAGAUACCGCCGUUAUGCGACUCGAGUAGUAUCGACUCGACGUGCGCGAAGUGGUCGAGGUAUGUUGCUAUGAAGAAUAUCGUACAGGAUGAUUCGGGCAUAUGA
Messenger RNA from Hypoxylon trugodes, 1710 nucleotides. RefSeq names its product putative multicopper oxidase. The coding region runs from base 1 to 1710 and encodes 569 amino acids. The record is from RefSeq and is a predicted model, not a curated record. The transcript is spliced from 2 exons. NCBI's taxonomy places the organism in Eukaryota, Fungi, Ascomycota, Sordariomycetes, Xylariales, Hypoxylaceae. Gene Ontology annotation, molecular function: oxidoreductase activity; copper ion binding.